GGCUAAUUGUGGGCUACGCUUUUGCGAAACUGCCAAGUUUGGCAGCCCAACUCGACCAAAGCGAAAUACGCCUAGAACCAUCCUGGAACCCAAAAGCGGCGCGUUUUGCAAACUCAAUCCAGACACCGUGACUCUUAUAUUGGACUUGAUCUUCGAUCAUUUUUAUAUACCGUGCUUUGAUCGACGCUGAAGAAGGUCACAAGAAGGUGGUUAUUGGCAGCAGAUGAAAGAUGGAUGACCUUUCUGAGGAUGACUUUGUUGACUCCAUUCAUGAUGGGAUGUCUAAAGCCCAGCAGACUUUGCCGCCAGAGAAGCUGCAAUGCUCUAGAUGUGGGCAAAAGUUGCAGUCCAAAUACCAGCUCAGGCUGCAUGUUCAAGAACAUCACCCCAUGGUGCACCAGUGCCAGCUGUGCUCCUUCUCAUCACAUGCUUUGUCCGACUUGAGGGAACACCUGACCACAACUCACAGAAACUCGAAGUUAGCCUGCGACUGGUGUCAGCACGUGGCUGUCUCAGCUGAGGCUCUGCGCAGGCACUUGCGGUCCGCUCACGUGUCUGCGGGUGAUCAACAACCAGAGAAGCUACCGCCCAAAAACUUUGCAUGCUGCUAUGGGGCACACGAUUUUGAAGGAGGCUGCCAAGCGCGCUUCAGUAACCGUGCUGACCUCCGGAAACAUCUGGCUGAACAGCACGACGCCCGCUCAGCUGAGGAGAAGAUCGAAGUAUCUUUGUCUUCCAAGGCUGAGUUCGACAACUGGAAAAUGGACCAAGAACGACGGAGAGGUGUUUUCUACCGCCGCGUCUCUUCUCGUCCCGGGCAAAAGACCCUCUUCGAGUGUUCGCGGUCUGGUGUCCACGCGCCCUCCGGGUCUGGCCGUCGCCGACUGAAGUCGCAGGGUUCCUCCAAGCUGGGCGUUAAAUGCACGUCCACCCUGCUAAUGCUACAGCAUGACGACGGUACCGUCACGGCCGUGCUGCACCCUCACCACCACGGGCACAGUGAGGGCGCUGCUAACCUGCCGCAUCUCCGCAUUCCAGCCGGUGACCGCGCCAUUGCGAAAGCACAACUCGCUGCUGGUAUUUCCACGGCACGUGUCAUGCGCAACAUGAGGGAGCGAUGCGGCAACGACUCCGACGCCGGCCCAAGUCGGGCAUUCUGGGUCCAAAGGAAGGACAUUCAAAAUAUAUGCCGAUCGAUCGGCAUCAGUGCGGGCGGCGACAGCAACAAACAUUCCAACGAAGUGGUCAGCGUCCGAAUGCACGCGGAGCAGCUCCGAUCUUCAGACCAGCACCAUCUUUUGACGCUCAAGCUGCCAGACGAAGAGGGUUCGAGCGGCACUGAGUCUCUUCAGGCCGACGACUUCGUGUUUGGCUUUUGUACAAGUCACCAGCUAAAGAAGUUUGUGCAGCAUGGGAGUGCCGUCGUUUGCAUGGAUGGCACCCACGGCACAAGUGGACAUGGUUGCCCGCCAAGAGGCCUACGAUGCCCUGUGGGGCAUCAUGCAUGAGGCGGAGGAGGCCAAGGCGGUGGCGGCAGCCAAGGUGGUGGCGGAUAGCCUGCUGUCACACGCCAACACCCGCGAGUUCGGCCGCUACUUCCGCGCCACCUGGCUGGAGUGCGUCCCCAAAUGGACGCUGGGCAGGAGGGACGCGGCGGGCGUGUCUACAAACAUGCACGUUGAGGCGUUCCACCGGGUGCUGAAAUAUCAGUACCUGGAGGGACGCGUCAACAAGAGAGUGGACAAGUGCAUCGCAGCUCUGCUCAAGUUCGCCGACGACCAGAUGGUGACAAUGGCCCGGAGGCAGCUCUGGCAGGCUCGAAGCCUCCACGGCGAGGAGAUCGCCAAACGCCACGCCACCGCCGCCGAACUCGUCCGGAGCCAACAGGCGGCGGUCUCCCCGGUGACGGACAGCCUCCUGCCGGCGUGGGAGGUUCGGUGCGGUGCAGGCGACUCCAGCCGCUCCUACCGGGUGGAGCAGGAACACCGCCAGUGCCCGGAGAUCGGCUGCCAGCAGCGGUGCCAUGAGUGCCGGGCCUGCGUCCACCACCUGCGGUGCAGCUGUCCGGACUGGACGGGCCACAAGCUGAUGUGCAAGCACAUUCAUGCUGCGUGCCUGCUCGUGGAUGGCCUGUCGUCCCAGCUGACCGUGCCCGAUCCGCAGAGGCCUGAUUCUCCGCCGGAAGUGGUGGACGAGCCCCCGCCGCCGCCGCCGCCGAGCCGUCCUGCCGACAAACAGCGCGCACUGGCCGAACUGGCGGCGGUGUCGGCGCGGCUGGCCGCGGUGCCGGAGGGCGCCGGGGCACUCUUCGCCGCGGCCAUCGUCAAGAUCGGCGAGUUGAAUCAGCUGGUUGCUGCCGUUCCCCAGGCUGAUGACGUCUCCAGCGAACAUCUCGGAGACACGCUGAACCGACCGUGGAAUGCGCGGAUAGUGCCUCAGCCGUGCUUCCGGUCGCGGCGGGCCAAGCGACCUCGGGUGGCGCCUUCGGCGGUGCACGCGGACAGCGCCGCGGCGAGCGAUCUCGUCACGAGUCUCAGCCAUGGCGACUCGGGACGCGAGCGAGUACCCCAGGUGCACCAGGAUCACACAUAUUAGCCCGCAUCUAGGGGGGGGGGGAGUGGGCUUGAGUGGGUUGGGCUGGUAAUACGUGCUAACACCCCCACCGCACGCACCCCAAAGCAUGUGACAGCUCUCCGCGCUCGUUCGUUUAAAUGGACUGUAUGCUGUGAUAUGCUGUGAGUGUAAGAGUGAUGAGAUUUAGGUGAAAUCGGCGAAACGAACCGAUUGCACACUUCACCGAGCUCAUAUCCGCAUCGAGCUCAUAGCCUAAUCUUAACUAUUAUUGUUUAAUUACGAGCGAGCGCAGCGAGCGAGUUCAUACUGAAUUAAGGGAAAAUCCUGAGUAUGAGCGGCCGGCCGGCCGG
Molecule: messenger RNA, 2924 nt
Organism: Amphibalanus amphitrite
Lineage: Eukaryota; Metazoa; Arthropoda; Thecostraca; Balanomorpha; Balanidae
Exons: 11
Coding region: 1411-2595 (394 amino acids)
Molecular function (GO): zinc ion binding
Source: RefSeq, a predicted model, not a curated record